Molecule: messenger RNA, 1944 nt
Organism: Trichoderma gamsii
Lineage: Eukaryota; Fungi; Ascomycota; Sordariomycetes; Hypocreales; Hypocreaceae
Exons: 2
Coding region: 1-1944 (647 amino acids)
Biological process (GO): ribosomal subunit export from nucleus
Cellular component (GO): cytosol
Molecular function (GO): GTPase activity; GTP binding
Source: RefSeq, a predicted model, not a curated record
AUGGUGUUGGCAAAGUCGAAGAAGAAUGAGGGGCUGGGCAAUACGUUGAUGAACGAUCGCUUCGGCAAGGGCAAAGGCUCCGAUAACAGAAAGACGUCGUCUCUUAUGCGAACGAACCACACAACUGGCGAACAGUAUCUCAUCAACGACAAGAAAGAUGCGGCCUGGGUCAAGAUGCGCUCCGUUACGGAGCAAGGCGCUCUCGACGAAUUCUUGGCAACCGCCGAGCUCGCCGGUACCGAUUUCACGGCCGAAAAGGUCAACAAUGUCAAGAUCAUCCACACUGAUCAGAAGAACCCGUAUCUGCUGUCUUCUACUGAAGAGAGAGCUGUUCUUGGAAAGCACCGGGAGCACAGGAACCGACUGACGGUGCCGCGAAGACCUCACUGGGAUGCAAAGACUACUCGAGAACAGCUCGAUAUCCGCGAAAGAGAAGCUCUUGUUCAGUGGCGAAGAGGCUUGGCCGAGCUACAAGAGAACAACGACCUGCUCAUGACACCUUUUGAGCGGAAUAUCGAAGUCUGGAGACAACUGUGGAGAGUCAUUGAAAGAUCAGAUAUCAUCGUACAGAUCGUUGAUGCGCGAAACCCUCUGCUUUUCCGAUCCGAAGAUUUGGAAAACUACGUCAAGGCCGUCGAUGCCAAGAAGGAGAACCUGCUUCUGAUUAACAAGGCUGAUAUGAUGUCCGCGAAGCAGCGCAAGGCUUGGGGUAAAUACCUGAGAGAAGCGGGCAUUGCCUACAAGUUCUUCUCUGCGCAGCUUGCAAAGGAGUUGAACGAGGCGAGAGAGGACGAGGAGUACAGCUCAGACGAGGAGCCAGCUGUCUCCUCAAGGCAGGCUGAGAAGUCCAAGGCUGAGAGCGAAGAUGAAAGUGAAGGAGAUGCCGCAGAAGAACAAGGAGAGAGCUCAGGAAACCAAGCGGACGAGGACGAAGAUACCCAGAUUCUGACAGUUGAGGAGCUUGAAGAAAUUUUCCUAAGAUAUGCUCCAUCUGAUAGAGAUGCGGACAGCAAACUCCAAGUUGGUCUAGUCGGCUACCCCAACGUAGGUAAAUCUUCAACCAUCAACGCCCUGAUUGGAGCCAAGAAGGUCUCCGUCUCUUCAACACCAGGAAAGACGAAACACUUUCAGACCAUCCACCUCAGUGAGCGAGUCGUCCUGUGCGAUUGCCCUGGCCUCGUCUUCCCCAACUUUGCCACCACAAAAGCCGAUCUUGUCACCCAGGGCGUGCUGCCCAUUGACCAGAUGCGCGAGCACACGGGUCCCGUGGGCUUGGUCGCUCAGAGGAUCCCCAAGCCGUUCCUUGAGGCCAUCUACGGUAUCAAGAUUCACACAAGGCCAAUCGAGGAGGGAGGCACUGGUGUUCCGACAGGCGAGGAGCUGCUUCGCGCAUACGCCAUUGCUCGUGGCUUCCAGACGCAGGGUCUUGGUCAGCCAGACGAGGCGCGAGCAUCCAGAUACAUCCUGAAAGACUACGUCAACGGAAAGCUCCUCUUCGUCCACCCUCCCCCUGGCAUUGAGGAUGGAAACGAGUUCAACGAGGAGCUCUAUGACGAGGCGCAUCUGCCCGAACGCCGUCGUGGUGCCUUUAUAGCCGCCACAGAGGCCCUCACCAUAGGAGGCGACGAAGACAGCCUCGCCUCAGAGUUUGUCGGCCUCCCACAGGGCCCCAAAUCGAAGAACUUGGACAAGAACUUCUUCACGCCAAAGAAUGUCCGAGGGCAUGUGAAUAUGCCGUUCAACUACAAAUACUCAGAACAAGGCAGCGUCGCGGGCGGCGCAAAGGGGCUCAGUGGCCGCAAGGCCCGAACGGUAGUUGCCCUGGAGAACGGGUUGGAUCCAAAGGAGGCGCAGGUGGGAUCGAGCAAGAAGCAUUUCAAGGGAGGUCAGCGAGAUGGUAAGCACAGGAAGACAAGGAGAACGGCGCCGAAGAUGGAAGACUAG